Messenger RNA from Fimicolochytrium jonesii, 1746 nucleotides. RefSeq lists its product as uncharacterized. Gene Ontology annotation, molecular function: ATP binding; arginine-tRNA ligase activity. Gene Ontology annotation, biological process: mitochondrial translation; arginyl-tRNA aminoacylation. The coding region runs from base 1 to 1746 and encodes 581 amino acids. The record is from RefSeq and is a predicted model, not a curated record. Gene Ontology annotation, cellular component: mitochondrion; cytoplasm. NCBI's taxonomy places the organism in Eukaryota, Fungi, Chytridiomycota, Chytridiomycetes, Spizellomycetales, Powellomycetaceae. The transcript has a single exon.
AUGUCCCGACGCUUCCGGACCCACAUAGCCCGCUCUCUCGCCUCCCUCCUCCUCUCCUCCGACUCCACCAACCCGCCAGAAGCCCUCGACCCCCACCUCCUGCCCCUCGUAAUAUCCAACAAGCACAAAGAGGCCGACGCCUCCGCAACCCCGUACGCAAUCUCCAUCCACCACCUCCUCCGCCUCCUCCCCACCCUUCCCUCCAUCUACACCCUAAACCCGGAACUCACCUCCAUCCAUGCCGCCCCAGACCUCGCCCACGCCAUCGCCGCCUCCUGGCCGUGCGAUGACCAUGUCGAGGGCGCGGCGGCUGCGGGGGGGUUUGUCAAUUUCACAGUGUGCAGAGGAACGUUCAUGAAGGUUGUGUUGACGGAGUUGGGCGCGGGGCGGAUUGUGUUGCCGGAGAUGGACGAGAACCCAGGGGAUAGGAGGAAGGUGGUGAUGGUAGAGUACGCUUUGCCUCCUCCCGGGCGUUUGUAUGAGGCGACGCAUUGGCGGUCAGCAGUAGUUGCAGGGUUUGUUGUACGCGGGUCUAGGGCGCGUGGGUGGGACGUGAGGAGUCGAAGUCGGUGUUUGGGGGAUGCGGGUGAGGAGGUGAGGUUUGAUGUCGAUGUGGGUGCGUUGGGAUCUGUAUCUGGAGACGAGGUGCUUUGGGCUUUGCGGAAGGCGGUGGUCGAACAGGGAUCAUCAUCGACGGCCACGGAGGUCGAUUGGGAUAUAUGGCGGGCUUGGCAAGCCGCCCAUCAAUCGCACCUGAACAGCAUAUCCUCCCCUCUCUGCGUAACCCUCGACUGCCCCACCACCUUCCACGCAAGCUCUAUCAUCACCGCCACCGUAGCCACCCUCACAGCGCUAGGCGGCCCCAAAUCCACCUCCCAAACCCUCGACCUCACCCCCUACAACCUCGGCACCCUUCCCCUGCUCACCGCCACCAACCGUCCAACCCGAGCACUGCGCGACAUCAUCCUCGCCCUCCAAGCCGCCGAUCAGGGAGUCACGGACGUCUACUGCGUGUCCAAGAUGGGCCGGCGGUACGCGAUCGACCAGGUGCAGAUGGCGACGCGGUUACUCGGGUGCGGUGUCGUGCUCACAGAUAUCCCUGUAGCGGCGAUCGCGGGCAUGGCGGCGUUCGACGCCCCGCGAACGACCGACGUGGUAUCCUCGACAACGUAUAUCUCGCGUACGACACGGUGGAUGCACCGCAUCAUGGCAGAUCGACUCCCAGACGAGGAGGGGGACGCGGACCGUGACGCCCCCACAGCAUCAGCAACCCCGCGCGCACUAGCCCUCACAACCCUCCAAACGCACACCCUCGCCCCCAAACGCACCACCGCCUUCACAUUCGCCUGGCCCGCCCUCCGCGCAGGAUCCGACGUCGGCGUGUAUAUCCAGUACACCCACGCUCGGCUCACCUCCAUCCUCGCCCACGUGCCCCGUUCAUCACACCCCCCACAAUCGCAAGCGGGCGACCUCGCCACCGCUCGGGAGGCAUACGCCCUCGUACACCUCCUCUCCCGCUACCCCGCCGCCCUACGUACAGCCAUAGCUGCCCACGAACCCGCGAUCCUGCUCACCUACCUCGUCGAGCUGUGCACGAAAGUUGGGGGGGCGUUGGGCGGGUUGAGGGUGAAGGGGAUGAGGGCGGAUGUGGCGAGGGCGAGGGGGCAGGUUGUGAGGGUUGUGAGGGGGGUGGUGCGGGAGGGAUUGGCGGUGUUGAGUGGGGUGCACGGGGUGGAGAGGAUGUGA